Coregonus clupeaformis (lake whitefish) is the source of this 3508-nucleotide messenger RNA. RefSeq names its product protein inhibitor of activated STAT, 4b (gene pias4b). Lineage: Eukaryota; Metazoa; Chordata; Actinopteri; Salmoniformes; Salmonidae. Gene Ontology annotation, biological process: regulation of transcription by RNA polymerase II; protein sumoylation. The transcript has 12 exons. The record is from RefSeq and is a predicted model, not a curated record. Bases 1374 to 2705 code for a protein of 443 amino acids. Gene Ontology annotation, molecular function: SUMO ligase activity; transcription coregulator activity; zinc ion binding.
UACUGUUGUUAUUGGUACUAGGCUACAAUGUUGCACCACUCACCUACUGCUCUGCCAAUACUGUUUGAAGGUAGGUAAAUGGCACAAGACAAUAGGUAAGUGGUGCAAGACAGUAGGAAAGUGAUGCAGAAAGCACAAAAGUGACAAGAGACAGUAGAUAAGUUGCUUACACCAGUAAAAUGUAGAAAGAACAAGUUUUGCUCCUACUCCUCCUGCUGUAGACCCUCGUCUUUCAAAACCCAUUAAAUUAUGCUUCAGUGUAUUUCAGAUGACAUUGCGUGAUUCACAGCCAGUUGUGCUUGUUAAAAGCUACUGUUCCUGUGUGGCUGGGUGUGGGAUAUGCAAUCAUUUGGUUGCAUUACUAUAUAUGUGGCAUGUCUGUCGUCCCUCCUGUACUUUCGUGCACUGAAACAGAGCAGAAGUGGCAUAAACCACGAACAAUGGUUUGUAUAAUUUCAAUACCAGACAGUUGUGUCACAUGCAUACUAGCAUCUCUCCUAAUACCAUCUCAUAAAUAAAUAGGGAGUGAAGCCAGGACCUGUGAAUGCCAUGGUUGUAGUGAAGCCCAAACCAGAUGCUACUCCGGCAAGCGGAAUUAGGAAUUAGGAUCAUUCAUGGUUUCUGUGUUGGGACGCUCGGUCCUUUCCCAUACUCCAGGCUGUGGGGCUGGAAGACUGAAAUUGUUCCAUUGAAACAGCACUGGAACAGCUCCCUUCUUCAGACGUCUGCGCCCAGCUGGAGUCGGAGGCUCUAUCACAUCUUCACUUAGAAAGUGUCGGCUGCAAAAAACUAACAGAAGAAUUGCAUCUGGCAGACACCCCAUCCCGUUUUUGAAAGGACACUUUCGUACGUUUACACGUCAUCGUGUUAUAAGUCAAGACGAAGUAUUACAAGUAAAAACAUGAACAUAAACAUUAAGAUAAACAACAACAAGGACGAAAAUUAACCGUUUUGGAUGUUUUUGACGACAAGCAUUCAAUGCUAGCAUACGGUAGCACAGCAUUCUACGAUAACCGGAAGUUUACAUCCAUCCUGAGAUUUAACCGGAAAUACGCCAUGCUCGCCUGUGCAAAUCGCCUAUUCCGAGUUGGAUGAUAGUUCAAAACUAUUUUUCUCAGUUGAAGCUCGUUUUUUUCAGAGUUCUCAGUUGUCUUCAUCCAUCGUAUGCCAGCAGGUCAAACGAACGACUAAAAUAAACGAGUCACUCGGAAAAACGAAUCACGACGACGUCUGAGCAACAACGGGAACACAACCAACAUCUCGACCGACCUUUGACACACCUGGCGAGCCAAUCAAUUAAGAGCACCUGAUCUGUUUGUACCGUUCAUUUUUCAUAUCCAUCGUGUCACUCUUCUAAGAGUAAGUAAUUUCAGAUGGCAGAUGACAGAGAAGAAGCAACUAUGUUGUUGGCGCAUCUCCGUGUCACAGAGCUACGUGCUCUAAUGGCUGCCAUGGGCCAGACCAAGGGUGGGCUAAAGUCCAAUCUGCUGGUGAGAGCUGUGGGGGUUAUACAGACCCAGUGCAAUCCCCACCUGCUCACAGUCGUGCGCCAGCUCUACCAGGAACGCUACUCCUACCAGACAGUUCCUGGCAACAGCCAGAGGACUCCUGGAAGCCACCAGGAGGAGCAGACCGUGGCGCCGGUGGUGGAGCCAACACACAACCCCACACAGCACAUAAACCAUCUCACACACAAUCCUAGAUUGUUCCAGAUGGUACCCCUUCCCUUCUACCAAACCCUGGGGACAAUCCUACCCCCCACACAACUGGUGGGCUCUUUCUUUUCCGACAUGCAGGACCAGGAGUUCAUCAUCAGGCUGACGCCAAAGCAAGUGGAGCAGAACAGAAACUGCAAGGAGCUGCGACCAGGUGUGCCGAGUGUCCAGGUGGUUCUCAGAUUCUGCUUCACAGAGAGUCUUGGGUACGAGGAGGAUCAAUACCCACCAUGCCUGUGCAUCAGAGUUAAUCAGAAACUCAUACCCCUACCAGAACUUCACAGACACUGUACACCCAUCAACAUAACGCCAGAAGUUUCUCUCAGCCUCCUCCCCUCAUCUCGUUUAUGUGUCUGGUGGGAGAGAUGUUGCAAAAGGUACUCUGUGGCUGUGUACCUGGUGAAGGUGCUGUCCCCCUCAGACCUCCUCAGUCAACUGAAGAGCCAAUCAGUGGAGAGUCUGACAUUCUGCAGAAAGCGCAUCCAGGAGAAGCUGCGUUUCGACCCAGAGUGUGAGGUGACCACAACAGGACUACAAGUGUCCAUUAUCUGUCCGCUGGGGAAGAUGCGUCUGUCAGUGCCCUGCAGGGGGCGUAAGUGCGCCCACCUCCAAUGCUUCGACGGGAUGCUCUACCUGCAGAUGAAUGAGAAGAGGCCCACCUGGACCUGCCCAGUGUGUCACGAGCCAGUUCCUUACAGCCAGCUAAUUAUCGAUGGGUUACUGACUGUGAUCCUGGCGUUGGAGGGCUUUCAGGACAAUACAGAGGUAGAAUACCUGUCUGACGGCUCUUGGGGAUUUGUUAUAGAUGGCGUGAGCAGAACAACACAGUCUUCGGCACGUUUGGAGAAGAUGGAGGCAUACAGUGGUAGUAGUGUGACUGCAACCACCAGUGCUGUGUCAACGGAAGUCGCCACUGUGGACCUUACGCAGGAUUCAUCCGAGGAUGAGGCUGAUGAGGUCACAAAGGUGCGCCAUAACGAUGUUUCAUGAAGUUGCUCAGGGUUCUGUAUGGUCAUCAAUGGUAAACCCAUCACGGAGAUUAACAGUACUACACAUGUCGGCUCAGAGGUAAAAUGUGUAUGUUUGUUUACAAUUAAACUGGACACUGUUGAGACUUUUCAGGUCCAGUGGUCAGAAAAAUAUAAAUAGUCUUAGAGGCAAUGGUUACUGAGCAGUCCCAAGAGACAAUUAUUAAUGAGCAGGGUUACAUGCACACAAUAAUACGAUUAUUGUGGAUAGAUUAAUAUAAUAGUUUGUUUUAAAACAUUUAUUUAUUUAUUGAUUUCCCUAAUAAUCAUGUUUACAUGGACACAUCUGAAAUCGGGCAACCAUAGUGACCAUGUUUUUUGUGAAGCCUAUUUGAUUCUGAGUUCGGACAUACAGUAUAAAGUGUGUAUGUGAAAACUAUUCCUAAGAUGCAUAUUUUCAGUUUUUCCGAACUCGCUUCACUCGCCCAUUAGAGGAAGGGUUGCGCUACUGCUGCUGGCACAUGCACAGAUCAGAUACAUUGCUGGAAUGCCGAUUAUGUUGUUUACAAGUCCUAAUAAUUCAAAAGAUUGCUCAAAAAACCAGGUGUUUUAUUCGGCGUAAACUUACUUCCAUUUUGACCUUAAGCCGAUUUUAAGAUGAACAGAGUAAGGUGUUUACAUGACUUUCCAUACAUUGCCUGUCAUAAUCAGUUUAAUAUCUGAUUAUUGUGCAUGUAAACGUACCCAUGUUAAUGUAUUUUCAAUGCUUUUUUUGUAAUAUCAAUUUAUAAUAAAAUGGGGAUUGUUUUACCCUCCUAAAACAUG